This is a messenger RNA of Onychostoma macrolepis, 1053 nucleotides long. RefSeq names its product actin related protein 2/3 complex, subunit 5B (gene arpc5b). The transcript is spliced from 5 exons. The record is from RefSeq and is a predicted model, not a curated record. Gene Ontology annotation, molecular function: actin filament binding. Lineage: Eukaryota; Metazoa; Chordata; Actinopteri; Cypriniformes; Cyprinidae. Gene Ontology annotation, biological process: regulation of actin filament polymerization; cell migration; Arp2/3 complex-mediated actin nucleation. The coding region runs from base 195 to 647 and encodes 150 amino acids. Gene Ontology annotation, cellular component: Arp2/3 protein complex; cytoplasm; actin cytoskeleton.
AGAGGAGCGCUUCAGUUCACCGGUGUUCCCGAUAGAGGGCGCGCUAUGCGGAAGUGAUGAAAAUCCACCACUGACUACCAGACAGUACGCUGCAGGAGUCGCCAGCCUGGUUUAGCAUAGACGACUGUUAGAUUGUGUUAAUGCAAAACAUAGCGUUUAACUGAACAUCAGACGGGGAAUAAAUAUCCUUCAUCAUGUCAAAGAAUACGGUGUCCGAUCGUUUCCGUAAAGUGGAUGUGGAUGAAUACGACGAGAACAAGUUUGUGGACGAGGAAGAGGGAGGAGAAAACCAGCUGGGUCCAGAUGAGGCAGAGGUGGAUUCUCUCAUCAGACAAGGUAACCUUAUGGGUGCACUGCAGGCAGUGUUAAAAAACCCACCAAUCAACACAAAGAAUCAAAACGUCAAGGAUCGUGCUGAAGGUCUAGUGCUGAAGGUGCUCAGCUCCUUUAAGAGCACCGACAUAGAGAAGGGAGUUCAGUCUCUGGAUAAGAAUGGAGUAGAUCUGCUCAUGAAAUACAUCUACAAGGGGUUCGAGCGGCCUUCUGAGAACAGCAGCGCUGUCCUGCUGCAGUGGCAUGAAAAGGCUCUCUCUGCAGGUGGAGUGGGCUGCAUCGUGAGGGUCCUAACAGCCAGGAAAACAGUGUAAACUUCAGAGGAUGGAGCCAUCUCACUAAUCGUGACUUUCACUAAUGCUGUUAUAAAGUAUUAAUGUUUUGUCUUAAUGUAUCUGUGUCAGCAUUCCAAAGCACUUAUUGCCGUGGACCAUUGUUAUUGUGUGUGUCAGAAUGUAUGUGUCUGUAUCCAGUCUGCGUCAGGAGGCGUUUUUAAGCCAAUCGUGUUAAAUACUGCCUCAAAGCAGAUCAUUACUGAUCCAGUCUAAUCUGAGAGGUAUUGUCUGAUCACAGGGACCUGCCUCUACAAUGCAGUAAUACAUAAACACAAAGUGUACUCAAUAAACUCAAUAAACCAAACCGGUAUAAUGACUGCCUUACAAAAUAUUCCUUUUUUAUGUUUGUGCUUUUGUGAUUGAUUAAUAAAAUAUGUUAAAUAUA